This is a messenger RNA of Hyphopichia burtonii NRRL Y-1933, 729 nucleotides long. RefSeq names its product mitochondrial 54S ribosomal protein mL67. Lineage: Eukaryota; Fungi; Ascomycota; Pichiomycetes; Serinales; Debaryomycetaceae. The record is from RefSeq and is a predicted model, not a curated record. Gene Ontology annotation, molecular function: structural constituent of ribosome; single-stranded DNA binding; DNA strand exchange activity. The coding region runs from base 1 to 729 and encodes 242 amino acids. Gene Ontology annotation, cellular component: nucleus; mitochondrial large ribosomal subunit. Gene Ontology annotation, biological process: DNA recombination; positive regulation of mitochondrial DNA replication. The transcript has a single exon.
AUGCCGAUAAUGCGAUUGAGAGCAGAAAAGAAGAUGAGAAAACAUCUUAUAGAGCAGUUAAAAGCUCGUAAGGUGUUAGGCUCUAGACUAGCACAAGGUGGUGAUAAGAGUGCAGAAGAAUUACAAAGUUUGAAUCUCGGACCACAAGUGUUUUUGUUCAAGAACUUAUUUUCCGGGCAAGUAUUGUAUUCACAAGUUCCAGCGUAUCAUCAAGACCAAAUUGACGCUCAGUUCAAAAGACCAAAUUGGGAAAACAGAAAACCAAAUAGAAGAAAUGAUUUAUGGAGACUUAUGUGUGUGGCCAACUUUGCUAAUUACGAAUACGCCGUUGCCGCGUAUAAAGGUUUGGUUCAAUUAAGAGAAGUAAGAGACAUUCAUCAACAAAAGGAAGCCAAAGCUUUAAGAAAGAAAAAUAAAGAAGGUAAUACUUGGUACGCUGCUCAAUACAGACACACCCAUUCACAAGAAGCGGUUGCUGACUUGGCCCAUGUCAUUGAAGAAUUCGAGUUGGACCAAACUACCCUCUUAUGGGAAAACUUGUGGAGAAAAGGUCAAGACGAACAUUGGAGAGCUGACUUGGUCGAACACGACGUGUUACCUCCUUUCAACCAAAAACAUCAAACGGUUUUGAUGGACGAACUUAGAGCUCAUGCCACUGAGGCGUUUGCCCAAUUAAGAGAAGCCGAAGCACAACCUUCCGAACCUUUGGACCAACCUACCCCUGCCUAA